Molecule: messenger RNA, 6236 nt
Organism: Boleophthalmus pectinirostris (great blue-spotted mudskipper)
Lineage: Eukaryota; Metazoa; Chordata; Actinopteri; Gobiiformes; Gobiidae
Gene: cacnb1
Product: calcium channel, voltage-dependent, beta 1 subunit
Exons: 14
Coding region: 110-2113 (667 amino acids)
Biological process (GO): chemical synaptic transmission; neuromuscular junction development; regulation of voltage-gated calcium channel activity
Cellular component (GO): voltage-gated calcium channel complex
Molecular function (GO): protein binding; high voltage-gated calcium channel activity
Source: RefSeq, a predicted model, not a curated record
UCUCCUGCCUGAGAAAAAACAAGAAAGACUAAAAUGACAAUCCCUACAGCAUCUUAAAACACUGAAAUUAAACCCGGAAACAACGUAGAUUUUGUAAAAAGUUAAAUCAAUGGUACAGAAAAGUAGUAUGUCUAGGACGCCUUCCACUUCAACCCAGGAGAUUCAAAUGGACAUGUUUGAGCACCAUCCUCACACGCAGGGUAAAUACGCCAAGAGGAAGAGCCGGUUCAAGCGCUCGGAUGGGAGCACCUCGUCUGACACCACGUCCAACAGCUUUGUCCGACAGGGCUCUGCAGACUCGUACACCAGCCGGCCCUCAGACUCAGACGUGUCCCUGGACGAGGACCCCGAGGCCCUGAGGAAAGAGGCCGAUCGACAGGCGCUCGCCACGCUCGAAAAGGCAAAGACCAAACCAGUGGCUUUUGCGGUGCGAACAAAUGUUGGGUACAACCCUGGUCCCAGUGAUGAUGUCCCGGUGCAGGGCAUGGCCAUCUCCUUCGAAGCCAAAGACUUCCUCCACAUCAAAGAGAAGUACAAUAAUGACUGGUGGAUUGGGCGCCUGGUGAAGGAGGGCUGUGAGGUGGGCUUCAUCCCGAGUCCUGUCAAACUAGAAAACACUCGACUUCUGCAGGAGCAAAGGAUGAGACAGAACCGCCUUAGCUCCAGUAAAUCUGGUGGAAGUUCUAGUCUGGACGUUGCCACAGGAACACGCCGACCUACUCCACCGGGCACAGUCCACCCCGAUGCCAGUUUUGAAAUAGACUCAGUGGACCUGGAAGCAGAGGACUCCAUGGAUUUAAUGGGAGAACCACGCUCCCCCAAAAGUCUGUCAGGGAGCGUGACUUCUCCCCAUCAGGCCAACAUCCACCGCCUCCCCUUUUUUAAGAAGAUGGAGCACGUGCCUCCGUACGAUGUGGUCCCGUCAAUGAGACCCAUCAUCUUAGUCGGACCCUCGCUCAAAGGAUAUGAGGUGACAGACAUGAUGCAAAAGGCACUCUUUGACUUCCUGAAACACAAGUUUGAGGGCAGGAUAUCCAUCACACGAGUCACUGCAGACAUCUCUUUGGCCAAGCGCUCCGUCCUCAACAACCCGAGUAAACACACCAUCAUCGAGCGCUCCAGCACGCGCUCCAGCCUGGCGGAGGUGCAGAGUGAGAUCGAGCGUAUUUUUGAGUUGGCAAGGACCCUACAGCUGGUUGCCUUGGACGCCGACACCAUAAACCACCCCUCCCAACUCGCAAAGACCUCUCUGGCUCCCAUCAUCGUCUACAUCAAAAUAGCCUCGCCCAAGGUCCUCCAAAGGCUGAUCAAGUCCAGAGGAAAGUCCCAGGCCAAACACUUAAACGUCCAGAUGGUGGCGGCAGAUAAACUGGCUCAGUGUCCUCCUGAAUUAUUUGACAUAAUCCUGGAUGAGAACCAGCUGGAGGAUGCGUGUGAACACCUGGCCGAUUACCUGGAGGCGUACUGGAAAGCCACCCACCCCCCGAGCUCCAACCCCCCCAACCCCCUCCUCAACCGCACCAUGGCAACCGCCGCACUGGCCGCCUCUCCCGAACCUGUCUCCAACCUACAGGGACAGUACCUGGUUCACGGGGAGACGAAGCACGAAGGUCCCCUGUCCGAAUCUGGAGGUGGGGGGGAGUACCAGAGCGACAAACCCCACCACCCCCCCUCACAACAGCAGACCUACCUCCGCUCGUCCCGGGGGCAGCUCAGGGGGGGCAGUAGUCGCGGUCUAUCCCGGCAAGAUACAUUCGAUUCGGAGACGCAAGGAAGUCGAGAUUCCGCCUAUACUGAAGCGGGCGAUUCCUGCAUGGACAUCGAGACAGAUCCCUAUGAAGAACCUGAACCUUACAGAGGUGGGGGUGGGGGAGGAGGUGGAGGGGGAGGGGGGAGCCGCCUGCACCUUUCCCAGCAUCAUGCCCGCCAAGCAUCGUGGGAAGACGAGGGAGCAGAGCCGGAUCAGGAGAAUCUGAACCACCCAGCCCCGCCCCCUCCUCACCACCACCCUGGACGCCCCAAACUGAGAGAGCGCUACUGCCAAGAGGAGACCAACACAGGGCGCAACAAGAACCAAGACCAAGACUGGGGGCGCGAUGUGUACAUCCGCUGAGGGCAAAUUUACAUCAGUUUAAAUGACUUGAAUUUGUGAGUUUGAUAUUAGUAGUUUUACUUUAUAAUAGCUACACCUUAAUUAGUCUUAGAGGUGCAUUGUGUAACUUUUCUGGUGGAGGGUCCAUUUAAUAAACUAAGUCUUUGUUCCAGCUUUUAUUAACUUGUAACUUUUUGGUUGGGGGCCCAUCACCUGCUUGUUUCUAUGGAGACGUCAAUGCUCUGCUUAGAAUGUUCCACAGUAUGACAUUAAACAGCUCUCCCUUACAUUUAUUCAAUGACAGAUGAUUUUAUAGCUCAAAAAUACCUGGAAAAACAAGGAUUCUGACUGUGAGCGGGGUUGCCUCUCCAUAGAUCUGACCUGUAACUUGGUCGGGUUUGGUCUCCAUGAAGAUAGAAAGGUUUAAUACCAUACUGUGAAACGUUCCAGACGAAGCAAUAAUAUCUCUACGGAGAAAAGCUUUUGACGGACCCUCCGCCAGAAAAGUUACACAGUGCACCUUUAAGUAGUUACUAAACCUGCAUUAUUCUAAAAGGAACUGUAUGCCAGAUUUUAAUUUUAAAUUUCAUAAACUUGACCAACUGUAUUCUCAGAUAUGAGGUAAACAUUUCCAAAUUAAAUACUUUCUUCAUGCUUUAAGGCCAAUUAAUGUGUAGUUAUUUUGAUAUUUUUUGUUACCAGCAAGUCCAAUCACCGAGGUCUUAUCCAAACUUGUAAAAACUACUAAUUAAAUUUAUUAUUAUGAAUUCAAGUCAUUUCAACCCUUGUAUUGCAGUGUACAAGUGAAAGUUACAUGAACUGGACAGAGGAGACGAGGGUAUAGUAUUAUAGUAACACAUAAAGGACUGUGUGAGUGCAGGUGUGGGGCCAUGCCAGUCAGGCUAACAAACUAAUCUGUUUACAUCCAAAUCAGGGCUGCACAAUAUUCAAAUACAGGACGUAACUUACCUGAGUACUGCAAUAACAACAUGGUAAGGAUGGAUAAGAUGACACUAUGGUUUGUCGUACUAUCAUCAUAUAAGACACUUGAACUUUUUGCCAUUAGGGGGCGCAGGAGACAAGAAUUCUAUGUAUUAUACAAUUUAUAAUAAUUAUCUAUCUCUACAUAAAAUAUACACACAUAUACAUAUUUUUAGCGUUAACCACUCUGCCACUGUGUAUUCAGGUCAGAUAUUAAUGUCUACUUUCUUGUCUCCAUAUAAAUAAUACUUCAGCCUAUCCCAAUAACUUUGAACUCAACUAAGUCUGAACCAGGACAAUAAAGAACCAAAUCAUGGCUAGUACAAGUUUGAACCAGGUGUAAACCAGGACUAUAUACAGACUUAAACCAGGUCUAGACUUUUUUUCAUGCAUAAAAGUUUGAAUUCACUUCUGAGUCGUUUUAACAGGCCAAACGACGGAACUUAUUCUCCACCAUAUUGUUAUUGCAGUAGCUCUAGUUUUACAAUCACAAUCUGGUACUUUCAGUGGUACAUUCUCAGAUAUUGUGAAGCCCUGUUGCUAUAGUAACAAUGUAAAGAAACACAUCAACUGCCAGACGCCAUCAAUUUCAUUUUUCUUGAAAUUCAUUUACCAGUACCUACUAUUACAAAUACAGGUCUGUUUUUAAUUUUUGUUUUGUUUUGUUUUUUAUUUUAGUUUUUUUUGUUUUGUUUUGUUUUCUGGUGUUGCAUGAAGUUAUCACCAGUUUCUAUGACAGCACGGGGACAGUAUUUAUUACGAUUGUGAAAAAUUCUGAUUGUGAUCUGUACAUCUCUUUAACUGUUGUCCGUCUGUCCUCUGCAGUCUCCAAAAACAGGGUCUAACUGCCAUCUUCACGUGUGUAACUUUUGGAUUUGGAAUUGUUCAAAGGUUUCUGUUAAGUUAAUAAUCACCUUUUUUAAUCACCCAGACCUUAACGAGUGGUGUUGCUGUAUUAUCACAAAAAUAGUCUCUAAACCUGGUCAGUCAUUCUUAUUCUCUAUCUAGGCAUUAAAGAUGCACUGCGUAACUUUUCUAGGAUGUGGUCUGCCAUUUGCUUGACUCAGUGACAAUGUUAUUGUUUUACCCGGAAUGUUCCACAGUAUGGCGUUAAACAUAUCUAUCUAGUAUUUAUUCAACUCCGGCCUUUUUGUGUAGAAAAAUAAAUCCAUUCAAACUCUGAGUGGGUUCGCCUCUCCACAGAUCUGACCUGUAACUUUGGCCUGGUUGCUCUUGUCUCACUGGAGAUUUGUUUAACGCCAUACUGUGGGACAUUCCAAGCAAGGUGUAGUAGAAAUCAUUACAUUACAUUACAGAUUUUGUGAAGGGCUUGGGUAAACAGUACCAGGUAACAGAUCUCCAUUAAGAUAAGCCCAUACACCAGAAAAGUUACAGAAUGAAUCUUUAAGCCUAUGAGGAUGUGUUUGAUCAGAGGUAACUAUAGCGUCUCAAAUACACAGCUCUCCAAAGAUGUUUACUUCUUCCCUGAUGCCGCUGUACCAUUUGAUCCUUGUGAAGUGAGCCUGAAGUAUUCACUAUCUGUUCAUUUCAUUAGCCUCAUAGCACAACGCCUAUGUCAUUUUGCUGGGUUUUCAGGCAACAUGCUAACUGCUAAUGUCAAUAUGAUGACUGAGCCGGUUUGUGUGUUUUGUUUUAUUUAUUUAUUCAUUUUUGGAGAGAGCCAAUGAUACCUAUAGAUGCAGCUAGGGUUGUCAAAAUCAGAUACUAAUUGAUGCUAAAACUAGUGUUGAAACUAGAUACCUGGACUUAUUUGAGCAGGCGUUGAUACUAAAAAAGUUACAUUCACAGGACAGAAAUUAACCUGUAUCAACAAGUAUAAGAGCACAUAGACUAGUAUACGCCCAUAGAUCACUAUCUAACCUACCUGGACCACUAAAGUAUUACACAGAUAUAAGACCACAUGGUAAAAUAAAAGAAAAUACUAUGACUUAAUGUUAAAGAUCACAUUCUGUUGUAUAAAGAAAGUGUUUUUAUUAUCAUGGUUGUAUCAGAAUCGGUAAUGAGUAUCAAGUCUAUUCCUUAGUGUUAAAAUCGAGUUUGAAAUUUUAGUAUCAUGAUAACACUAGUACAGCAGGGUCAGGAAAGUACAAUGAGAAAACUCAAUUUGACAAAAAAAUUACUGUUAGGUUAGUUAUUUGCCAUUUGUAGUUUAAAAACCACACUGGAAAAACAUGUGCCACAAGCUCAAAGGUGCACUAUAGCUUUUUGGUUGGGAGUCCAUCACCUCCUUGUUUCUAUGGAUAUGUCAUUGCUCUGCCUGAAAUGUUCCACAGUAUGACAUUAAACAGCUCUACCUUACAUUUAUUCAAUUAGAGGUGGUUUUAUAGCUCAAAAAUACCUACAAAAUAGGCAUUUGGACAGAUCUGACCUGUAACUUGGUCUGGUUUGAUCUCCAUGAAGAUAGAAAGGUUUAAUACCAUACUGUGAAAGAUUCUAGACAAAGCAAUAACAUUUCCAUUUAGAAAAGCAUUUGACGGACCCUCCACCAGAAAAGCUACACAAUGCACCUUUAAAGUACACCCUGAGACAUUAAAAACAUAGGUAGUAAUGCUAUGAGGCUGGUGACUCUUAACAUGGUGCACUGCUGUUGUGUGAAUGAACUCUGUGUCACUGAAAUUCACUUAAAUCCAACUAAUUCUCACAAGUGCCGGACUGUCUCGCCAAGCCAUGUCCACCAGUGUGCCGGUGGGUUGUCUUAACCUAACCUUCGUCUUCAUACCAUUCUUCUUCUUCUUCUUCUUCUUCUUCUUCUGUGUCUGCAGUCGUAGCCCAUCUCUCUCUUGCUUUGAGUUUCGUCACCAGGGCUUAAAGUUAUAUCUAAAAUACAUGUGUGCGCCAGUUACUCUCAAACGGCUUCUAGCUUGUCCGAUAUUGAAACUCUUUUAUUCUGAUUUCUGCUGGAUAAUUUAUGUGGACAUUUGCCAUUUUUUAACGCUUCAGUUUUUGUGAGGUUCUGGGAGGGUAGGAUAAACUUCACAUGGUUGUCCUAAAAUGUUUGAAUCUUUUGAAUGUUGUUGGCAGGUUGCCGUGGUGACCUGCCCUGUCUUUAGUUGAAUACAUAAAUAUAAAAUUAUGAUACGUAAAUAAUGUCAUUGUUGCGUUAUCGCAAUUGUUAAAAAUAUGAAUAAACAUGUAUCAUUGG